AUGGUGCAAGCGAAAGAACGUUCUAUUAUAGAGAAGCACUUUAAAAGGAAUAUACCAGAUUUACGAAUUUUGGCGAAAAACUGUUCGUUAGCGCUGGUCAAUACUUUUCAUACUCUGAACGGCAUUCGACCAAUGGUCCCGGCCUUGGUAGAAGUCGGCGGCAUGCAUUUGGAUCAUUCCCGAGAAGCUUUACCCCACUACAUCGAGCGGUUCCUGAAUGAAUCGGAACACGGUGUUAUUCUGCUGAGCUUCGGGUCAUUGAUCAAGACAGCGACGAUACCGAAGUACAAAGAAGAUAUCAUAGUAAACGCACUCUCCAAACUGAAGCAGAGGGUCAUCUGGAAGUAUGAGAACAGCGGAGAAGAGGGCACACUUACUGGAAAUAUUCUGCGAGUAAAAUGGCUUCCGCAGUAUGAGCUCUUGCAACACAAUAAGAUCAUCGCGUUCAUAACACACGGUGGACUUCUGGGCAUGACGGAAGCGAUAUCAGCAGGCAAGCCCAUGGUGGUCGUACCAUUCUUCGGAGAUCAACCCGCUAAUGGCGCGGCCGCAGCUGCAGCUGGCUUCGCGAAGGUCGUAUCAUAUAUGGAGCUCACUGAGAAGGUCCUGACUGAAGCUCUUGAUUUUGUACUCAGUGCUGAGACUCGAGUGAAAGCACGUCUUGUGUCAAGCAUUUGGCGGGACCGACAAGCUGACCCUCUAGAAACUGCUGUUUACUGGACUGAAAGGGUUAUACGCUGGGGCCAUGCCGCUCCUCUUCAUUCUUCGGCAAGAGACAUGCCAUUUUAUCAGUUGGCAUUACUCGAUGUCAUUGCUGCAUUUACAGUCGCCAUUUUGAUUUUGGUGUCAUUAUUGUGGUUUAUUUUAUCUACGGUAUACCGUCUAGUAUUCAGUAAAGAGAGUAAAUUAAAAAUACAUUAG
Messenger RNA from Parnassius apollo (apollo), 921 nucleotides. Lineage: Eukaryota; Metazoa; Arthropoda; Insecta; Lepidoptera; Papilionidae. The record is from the annotation of a GenBank genome assembly.